Molecule: messenger RNA, 861 nt
Organism: Tremella mesenterica DSM 1558
Lineage: Eukaryota; Fungi; Basidiomycota; Tremellomycetes; Tremellales; Tremellaceae
Exons: 2
Coding region: 1-861 (286 amino acids)
Source: RefSeq, a predicted model, not a curated record
AUGGAUGAUUGGUUAGAAGAUUCCUAUCCAAUAGCUGGACCAUCCAGAACAUAUCAACAAGGAGGAGCUGCCGAUCCAUUGACAGAGAGGGAAUAUGACCGAAUGGUCGCUAGGUAUACAGAUGCAGGUUAUAGAGAAGGUAUAACAGAUGGUAAACUUUCUACCUUACAACAAGGUUUUGACGAAUCUUUCGCACUUUCCGUCCAAUCUUCCAGACGUUUAGGUUUACUAAGAGGUCGAACGGCAGCUUUGUUAUCUUAUCAUAUUCGAAAACCUAUCAAUUCAUCUCUUACUUCUAAUUCAACCACCCGACUAUCGAACUCUUCAACGAUAAUAAAACCCUCGGUAACUUCAUUCGACUCUGUAACGACAUCUCCACUCAAUUCCACUCGUAUCAAGAAUGAAAAUAAUAUCAUCGAGGUAGACAACGAAGUCGGCGGUCAUACAGAACAGAACAAUCCUGUUUUUCCGAGUCGGUCAAACGUGGAAUCUACAGAGAAACGAGUAGGAGAUUCCAAUAUGGAUGAAAAACGGAGAAUAGAGGUUAGACAGGGACUGAAGAUAAAUGAGUUGGUGAGGAGUAAAGAAGAAAUGUUGGAUAUUUUACGUGAUUUGAUCAGAGAAUUAGGUAGAGUCAAAAGGGUUGAUAUACUUCCUCCUGAUCUUGAAAGGGAAGCACAUGAGAGAGAACAUGAUGAGCUAGGUUUGGUUUUAAAACCGACGGAUGAGAGGGGGAUGGAAGAUAUACAAGAUACUUUACAGAAUCUCGGUGGAGAAAGGGGAGGGAAGAAAGAAGAAGAAUUGUUGAUUGAAUUGGAGAAAAGAUUGAAGGAGAUACGAGAAUCACUGAGGAUGGUCUAG